AUGAUUAUUGAAGACGACGAUGAGGGACAUCAUGAUCAGGGGGAGCCUUCUAUAGUGCAUGAGGAAGAUGUGGUACAUGGGCAGGUGGAUAUACAUGAGCAUAUGAUGCACGAGCAGGUGGAUGUACAUGAGCAGGAGAAGGCUGCACCUGCUCAUGAGGGAGAGCAUAUGGAGGAGGAACAUGAUGGAGCUGAGAGACCUGGUGAGCUGACACGGUAUCCUGGAGGACCUUAUGAUUUGUCUGUCCUUACACGAUACCGUUAUCAUGUUUCAGCUAGACUAUGGUUUGGUGAGGGUAAUUUGAAGACGAUCGGCAACAACUUGAUAUCUGCGUUUGUUGAAAGAUGGCAUUCCAAUGCAUCGUCAUUUCACAUGCCAUUUGGUGAAAUGACAAUUACUUUGGAUGAUGUUGUCAAUCUUCUCGGAUUGCCUAUUAGGGGUGAGUUCUACAGUCCACCCGAUGUAGAUAGAGUAACGGAGGUCUUUAGAAGGCAGUGUGCAGCAGAGAGGUUUGAUUGUGCUGCUAGGGCAUAUCUGUUGAAUUUAGUCGGGAGUACUAUUUUCGCUGAUAAGAGUCAUACUCUAGUUGAUGCGAAGUACCUUCCUUUAUUCAGAUAUUUAGACGGUACAGAUAAAUAUGCACGGGGUACUGCUGCACUAGUGGUGCUUUAUGACUACCUCUUAGAUGCCUACUAUUAUGACACCAAACAGUUAGGUGGAUAUAUGACGCUGCUUCAGUGCUGGAUUUACGAAUGA
Cicer arietinum (chickpea) is the source of this 756-nucleotide messenger RNA. Lineage: Eukaryota; Viridiplantae; Streptophyta; Magnoliopsida; Fabales; Fabaceae. The record is from RefSeq and is a predicted model, not a curated record.